AUGGCCAAAUUCUCUUUCAUUUCAUAUCUCUUCUUCCUCUUCGCGGCGGUCCUCUGUGCCGGCGUCGAAGCCAGCUACGGCCGCAUUCCUACGCGUGUCAAGGAGGGCCAGAGUAUCCAGCGCGCCAUCAACCGCGCGCAGCCCGGAGACACCAUCCUCGUGGGCAAGGGCACAUACCGCGAGCAGAUCACCAUUAGCAAGGAUGGCAUCCGCUUGAUCGGCGACAAGGCCAUCCUCCGGCCCCCCGUCACAGCACCCAAGAAGCCCAACGGCUGCGUCGGGCUGGCGGGCGACGGUACGGCGGCGGGCAUCUGCAUCAUCGGACCCAAAGUCAAGCUCGACCCCUUUCCCGGCCAGGAGCACCGCAAGGUGGCGUCCGUUGACAGAGCCGUCCGCGACGUGCGGGUCGAGGGGUUCGAGGUCCGCGACUUCCAAGGCCUCAACAUCGCCAUCGUUGGCGCCAAGAACACCGAGGUCAAGCACAACACGGUCGUCGACGGCACAGCCUACGGCAUCCUGACAGUCGGCUCGGUGGCGACGCGCAUCACCGGCAACAAGGUGUCGUCGUCGUCGCUGCUCUUCAUCGGUAUCUGCAUGGACGACAAGUCGGAUACCAACGGGGCGCGCGUAUCUCACAACACGGUGCGCAACUGCUGCGCCGGCGCCUUUGUCGACCCCGGCAUCGACGGCGCCCGCGUCACGGACAACCGCAUCAGCGACUCGAACCCGUUCUGCCCAUCGGCCGGGGGCGUCUCCAUCGCCGGCGCGACCAACACCAAGGUCUCAGGCAACAAGAUCUCGGGCAUCACCGACAACGGCAAGCCGGAACUCAUCUCCUCGGGCAUCGCCAUCUUCGACUUCCUCGGCCGCGUGGCCUCGAACAACGUCGUCGUCAACAAUGUCCUGAAGAAAAACGACCAGGACCUGCUAGUCGACACCACCGGCGCGAACAACAAGGUUGCCAACAACAACUGCGCGACACCCGAGGCUCUCUGCAAGAAGUGA
Verticillium alfalfae VaMs.102 is the source of this 1005-nucleotide messenger RNA. RefSeq lists its product as hypothetical. The transcript is spliced from 2 exons. The record is from RefSeq and is a predicted model, not a curated record. NCBI's taxonomy places the organism in Eukaryota, Fungi, Ascomycota, Sordariomycetes, Glomerellales, Plectosphaerellaceae. The coding region runs from base 1 to 1005 and encodes 334 amino acids.